This is a messenger RNA of Colossoma macropomum (tambaqui), 4604 nucleotides long. RefSeq names its product WD repeat domain 75 (gene wdr75). The record is from RefSeq and is a predicted model, not a curated record. Gene Ontology annotation, cellular component: nucleolus. The transcript has 21 exons. The coding region runs from base 19 to 2514 and encodes 831 amino acids. Gene Ontology annotation, molecular function: RNA binding; protein binding. Gene Ontology annotation, biological process: positive regulation of rRNA processing; positive regulation of transcription by RNA polymerase I. NCBI's taxonomy places the organism in Eukaryota, Metazoa, Chordata, Actinopteri, Characiformes, Serrasalmidae.
GAGAAGAAGAAGAUCAACAUGGUGGAGGAGAGUGGGACCCGCGUGGUUCGCUGCGGCGGCAAUAAAAUCAACUUUAGAGCUCCGAUCAUCUCUAAAGACAGCAGGUUCCUGAUAUGUGCUUCAGGGGAUUUAGUCAAAGUGUUUAGCACCAGCACAGAGGAGUGCGUCCAUGUGCUAGAGGGCCACACAGGCCAAGUGACUGGCGUUGUCUUGAAUCCUGCCAACCACCUCCAGGUCUACUCUUGUUCAGCAGAUGGCACUAUUAGACUGUGGGACUUCAUUGAUGGCAUCCUUAUCAAGACGUUUGUUUUUGGAUUCCCGAUAUUCUCUGUGUAUGUCUCAGAGAAACAUGUUGGAGUCAUUUUUGUUACUAUUCACAUGGAAACUGAGAAACGUGGCGAGAACUUCCAGUUGGUGGCCUUACAUCUUCCCAAAGUGCCGGAGCAAGAGGUGGAAGCAAGAGAGAUGUCUGCUGUUUUGUGUAAUAUCAGCUCCAACCCUGGUUCCACAGCCAUGGGCCGAGGGGGUGAAUAUGUUGCCACUGUUGUGGGUCUCCAGCUCAGCGUGUAUUUCUUCAGGAAGCAGAAGACGUACCGGUUUUCCUUGAAGGCCACUGAUAAGAAAGGUGCCAAAAACGCCUUCACGUGUGUAGCCUGUCAUCCUAAGGAUGACUGCAUCGCUACUGGGCACGAAGACGGCAAGAUCCGUCUCUGGAGAAACUUCAAUCAGAAAAAAGAGUACACAUAUUCCACUCAGCACUGGCACCACGAUGCUGUGAGCGCCUUAUGUUUUACCCCAGAAGGCAUGCACCUGCUGAGUGGUGGCGUGGAGUCUGUGCUCGUCCAAUGGCAUUGUGACGAAGUGAACAAGAAGGAUUUCCUUCCUCGUCUGGGCGGAGCCAUCUCUCAUAUCUGUGUGUCUCCAGAUGGACAGAUGUACAGCACGAGCCACUCGGACAACAAGAUCAACAUCAUUCAUUGCAGCCUGAAACUGUCGGCGGUGAUUCAGGGCCUGGUCAAAGGAAACAUUUGGACGGAUCUGAUGAUCGACCCACGCACCAGGGCUCUGGUGAUGAAUGGAAGGCCGGGACACCUUCAGUUCUACUCUCUACAGCAGGACAAGCAGCUUUACAGUCUGGACAUUGUGCAGCAGGAGUACAUCAAUCAGGAAGGACUGGACCAGUUUGAGGUGAUGAAGGCAGCAUUCAGUGUCGGAGGCACUUGGCUGGCGACGGUAGAGGAGAGGGGACGCAACACAUCAGAUCUGGAGUUUUCUCUGAAACUUUGGGGCUACAAUGAGAAAGCUCAAAGCUUUGAGCUGAACACCACCAUAACGACCGCCCACCAGGACAGGAUUACGUACAUGUGCUUCAGCCCCUCCACAGAGACCACCAUGCUGGUGACCACAGCCUGGGACAACCAGUUUAAAGUCUGGCUACUGGGACCAGACUCGGACACACAGAAGGAGCAGGCGUCCUGGUCAUGUGACUAUGUGGGCAGCUACCAUGGCCUGCAGCCCACUAACUGCUGUUUCUCCAGUGACGGCUCUCUUCUGGCUGUAAGCUUCAAGGAGGUGGUGACCAUCUGGAGUUCAGACACGUGGGGGCUUUUGACCACGCUGUGCCAGCCCCCAGGGCCUAUCAGGGAACUUUGUUUCGGCCGGCUGAGCUGCUCCAAGUACCUGCUCGGCACCACCGCCAAGAACCUCUUCUGCUGGAACCUCCUCACCUGCUCACUGGAAUGGAGCACGCCGAUGGAUGUGUGCUUGCUGCAGUCGGACCCCCUGUCUGAAAACGUGGUGGCCUUUAGCCUCCAUUCUGGAAACACUGACUUGUUUGUUUUCAGACCCAGCGAGCCCCGACCUCUGUUUACUCAGAAGGCCGUGUGUGGUGGAAAAGUGCAGCGCUGCGUCUUUGCUCCGAGGGAAGUGCCUCUGGACAGCUGUGACGAGAGAUUCCAGUGGUUGAACAGAUCCCGUCUUUACUUCCUCACAGAGCUAAUGGAGUUAUUGACGUUUAGUACCAAAGCGGAGGAUGAGAGAAUAUUGAACUCAAGGAAGCAGCUUCUGGUUGACGACAGUGUUGCCGUGACACCAUUCUACCUGUUGCUAGGAAAGCACAGGCAGCAGCAGGAGGAGAAGCAAAGCUCUGUGGUCACUCAGGUGGCAGACAGAGCUCAGCCACCUCAGGCAUCAGUAGCCAUCAAAGAGUUGCUGCACACUCCAGCCCAUGUGCUUCCUGCAGCCUCGUUCCUGUGCUCGAUGUUUGUCAACUCCCUCCUCAUCUCUAACACUGGGAGCAGAGAAGGGAAGGAGGCCUCAGAACAGGACGAAGAAAGUGAGAAAGAGGAAGACGAUUCAGAGGAAGAGAUGGAAACGCAUGACUCCCAACAGGAAGUCCGAACACAGGGCUCAGUGGAAGAGGCGCCACCGCCGCUGUCCAAAGCGGAAGAAAAAGAACUGAGGAGAGUGCGAAAGACUGACUUUAGCUGGGUCACAAGCCUGGCCAGCUCUUAGCCAUGACCCGGUUCACACAGACACACCAUCACCAAUCUCCACGGCUCCAAUGGAAUUAAAAAUAUGUAGGAGUUUCCCUGAUGGGAUCCACAAAUGAGUUCAUAGAGGUAGAAGCUUCAGCUGAGAAUCAUUUUGUAGGCUUGCUUUUAUCGCACCAAAGCCUUUACAAUGAUAAAGCCCCUGGGUAGAACAUGCACUGUAUGUCCAAAAGUGUCCAGACACCACUUCUAAUUAGUGAAUUUAGUUACUCUAAGGUGCACUCAUUGCUUACACUGGCAUUCAGUUAGGCACACAGUCUAUAUUCCCCAUUAAAAAAAAAGCAUAGGACAUUCUGGAGCAGCCACGCAUGAGCGUGAGCCUAAUGUCCAGUGCCAGGCAUCAGCUAAAGAGGUAAAAAGCCUCCCAGCAUUGGGCUGUGGAGCAGUGUAACUGCAUUCUCUGGAGUGAUGGAGCUCCAUCCAGCACCUUUGGAAUGAGCAGGAGUUGUUUAUGAUCCAGAACUAAUGAUCCAGCAUCAGUUCCUGACCUCCCUCAUGCUGUUGAGGCUCAAUUCAAUCAAAUCUACUCAACAAUGUUCCAACAUCGAGUGUAAAGCCAGAAGAGUAGAGGCUGUUACUGCAGCAAAGUGGGAACAAGCUUUACCUUUAGAAGAUAUGCUGGAUGAGCAGGUGUCUUUCAAACUUUUGGAUAUAUAAUGUACAAUAAGGGCAUUUACAGUUCUCUCCAUUCACUGUCAGUAAAGAGUGACGGGCAUUGCCAACUGCUUUAGUUGCAGUCUGGAGCUUGCCACCUUUCCUGACACACGAUCCUUAAAUUAACCGUACUCUGCUUCAAUACAGUGGAGUUGAAUACAAGAUCUGUGGUUUGGUUUAUGUGGAUUGCAACAAUCUGUCUUUUUUUUUUUGUUGUUGUUGUUUUUUAUUGUUUUCUUUUUAUGUCAAAGUACCUGGUGACAGGAUGAGUAGGGAGCUUUAGGGCUUGAGACUUAUUUGUAACACAAGUUGUCAGAACAUCAAACUGAAGGCAUCAAGUGUAAUUUAUAAAGGAUUUUUCGAACAAAAGUAUCUUGUGUUGAUUCUUGCGAAAUCCCUUUUUCCCCCCUCACAUGUUAUCGCUUAACAAAAAAGAAAGGGAAAAAAGAGAAGUGUGACUUCUCUCUUAGCAUUUCUAUUCCCUUUCUCAGCUUGGUCUACAAGUUCAAAGUCAUAGAUGAUCAAGCAGAAUCUGAACUGGGUCCAGACGGUCACAUACCUCUUCUCAUAUAGACGUGCCUUUUGCCAUGUUUUUCCCUUGCAUAAUUGCCAUUGUUUCAAACUGCAAAGGAGUGAAAUUUGUCACCUCAUUGCCAAAUCCUUGGCUACACGUCAUGAGCUUUAAGAUCCCUUCUGAGCCCACUGGUUUUUUAGGGGCUCCAGCCACCGAUGGCCUAUGGCACAGCUGCGAUUUGAACCCAAGCAAACGAGAGCAGUGUUGCACCUUUUUACUUCAUAUAUUGUAUUUUUGUGGCCUUCAGUAUUACAAAUAUUGCACUUUGGGCAGCCUUGGUCCAAAACUAGGGCUCAAUACAGAAUUUGAAACAUUUUCCACAGAUCAGGGCCCUCUUUGCCUUGGUUUGAUUCACUGGCUGAGACGAUCAAGCACAGAUUAGUGCUUUAAGCCCCCCCACUGAGCCCACUCAUUGAAGGCCUCCAACCACUGCUGGCCCACAGCACAGCUGUGAUAUGAACCCAAGCAAUAGAGAGCAGUUCUACGCUGUACUGCUUUUAUUGGGUGCAUCCUCAGGAGAGCACUGGGUUCAUCUUGAACCAUCUGUGAACUCCGUCCCAGAAUGAUGGGGAUGGAAUCUGGGUCAGUGCCCACAUUGACUGAAUCCCCCACUGUUUCGAAGUCAAUUUGAGGAAGUUUUAGCUUUGAGUCAGAGGAGCGUCUCCAUUGAGAAUCCUUGUUAGUAUACAGCUGGGCUUAACCUGUGCUUGGAAGGCUGUUUCCUAGAAAGUUCUUUUCUACCCCUCUAUCACUGCCACUUUAAACAGCUUCAAAGGGUCAAAGAUCCUGAUAUGUCAGUUCCUGCUCUUGAGAAAAGAUCAGGU